Messenger RNA from Necator americanus (New World hookworm), 1578 nucleotides. RefSeq lists its product as uncharacterized. Bases 1 to 1578 code for a protein of 525 amino acids. Gene Ontology annotation, molecular function: protein binding. Gene Ontology annotation, cellular component: ciliary basal body. The transcript is spliced from 15 exons. The record is from RefSeq and is a predicted model, not a curated record. Gene Ontology annotation, biological process: protein localization to cilium; cilium assembly. NCBI's taxonomy places the organism in Eukaryota, Metazoa, Nematoda, Chromadorea, Rhabditida, Ancylostomatidae.
AUGGCAACUAACCAGUGGGAACUAUUUAUCGAAGUACCAAGGAAGCACAAUGUUUACGAGAAACAGGUAAUACCUGGAAUUGUGGAUAUUAACUGGUUGAUUCGUGGCGCCCGGUGCUCACCUCACGCGCGGUUGAAGUGUUGCCAUGGAAACGCUUUCUCUGCACUGAAUUGCUUGCAAUCUCAUCUAAGUUCAGAACUUUUCAACUCCAUUCGUGUCAUAAUGACAGAAGUUGACAGUUUGGUCAAAGAAGCUGAGAUGGAUGAGUGCAACGGAGAGCAGAGCGAUGAGGCACCAAAACCAGAAUCAUCGGAGACCAUCGCACCAAAAUGGAAGUCAAACUUUGAACUGAUCAAUUUUGAAUCUUCAAAUGCGUUGCUGUAUCGACUUUACGUCCAAGGAGACUACAUCGGAUGCAAGUCUUUAAUAGGUGAAAUGUUGGAGCAAAGUUCAAACCAAAGCGAAUAUGCUUUCUACAUGAGAGGAAUCAUAGCUCGAGUUGAAGGAGAAUUGGAGGACGCUUUAUCAUGGUUUAAGAAAGCGUUGGAAAUUUCAGCCAAUUCCACAACUUACCUUGUCAAUAUUGGACGAGUUUACUUUCUCAUGGGGAACCAUACGCUGGCUGUAGAAUACCUUGAAAAAGCGGUUAAAGGAAAUCCAAGCGAUUCUAAAGCGUAUUACUGGCUGGCUCGAGCUGUAUAUCACCUAGACACUGACCUUUUUAAUACCUGUGAAAAAGCACGUGAUCUUCUACUACAGGCACCAUCACUGCAAAAUUCGGUCGAGUUGAUCGUUUUCCUUGCCAAGCUGAUGGGCGAACUAGGAGAUACAACGGCUGCUAUUCAGGCUUAUGAACGAGCGCUUCAAUUGGAGCCGGAGAAUUUGGAUGUAAUGUUCAAAAUGGGUAUGCUAUAUUUGCGAAAUAACAACGAGGAUCCGGCUUUUGCAAUGCUUGGCAAAGCUCUCAGCUACGAUUCUACUCAUCAACAGUGCAUUCUUGCCGCUGGCUCUAUCAUGCAAGCACAUGGUGACCAUGAUGUUGCACUGAAUAAGUACAGAGUCGCGGCGGAUGCGUGUGACUACAACGGUUGCCUAUGGAACAAUAUUGCUGUCUGCCUUUUUGCUAAAGGGCGCCUUGCCCAAGCUCAUUCCUGUCUCAAGAAAGCUUCUUUUAUUUGUCCUCUUGAUUACAAGAUCAAUUAUAAUCUCGGUCUUGUCCAUCAAGCAAUGGGCUUGCAUUGUUCAGCUCUUCAUUUCUUGAAAGCAGCGUCUGAGUUGAAACGUGAUGACCCACAAAUUAUUGGUGCGAUGGCAGUAGUGCUUUCCAACAUGGGCGAUGUCAAUAACGCUCGUCGCGCCUAUCAAAAGUCAAUUGGGUUGGAUCCAAAAGCUCAAGUGAUUCUCAACUACGCCAUCUUCGAAUUCCGUCAAAAGAAUAGAGACAUUGCUCGGGAUGCACUCACUCACUUCAAGACCGUUUCCUCAAAUGCAGGAGGAUGUAGAAAGGAUCUUCUCAGCAAAGCUGACCAACUGGACGAUGCUUUACUCUCGCUACCUCAAGAAGAGGAACAAGCGUAG